Molecule: messenger RNA, 6598 nt
Organism: Seriola aureovittata
Lineage: Eukaryota; Metazoa; Chordata; Actinopteri; Carangiformes; Carangidae
Gene: fhod3a
Product: formin homology 2 domain containing 3a
Exons: 28
Coding region: 389-5131 (1580 amino acids)
Biological process (GO): sarcomere organization; cortical actin cytoskeleton organization; actin filament network formation
Cellular component (GO): cytoplasm; cytoskeleton
Molecular function (GO): actin filament binding
Source: RefSeq, a predicted model, not a curated record
GACAGCAGACCGGCUGUCCCAAGCUGCGCUGAUCCUUCACUCUCCAGCACCAGGCUGGAGUCCGCCCGCCCGCUGCCUCCCCCUUAUUACCGGCCACCUGCCUCUCCGAGAAUAACACAGCGGCACCGAAAAGCUCAGUGAGGAGCACAAGCAAAGCAAGGAGGCGAGGCAAGAUACUGACCGGCUUCCUGUGCCAUCUUUUCGGCAUCCAAACCCCCUCCACCAAAACGUCCUGCGGGAGGACAGGCUGCGCACAGGGCGCACUUAGCGACCCGGGUUUGUUGUCGUUACCAGGAGAGGAGCGCUCAGCGAGCAGAGCCGGAGAGCCGGUUCAGCUCUGUGCACACCGGGCUGCCCCCCUCACAGGAGCCACUUGCAUGGAUGCACCAUGGCCACGUUUGUCUGCAGGGUUCAGUUUUUAGACGACACCGAUCCGUUCAACAGCACAAAUUUCCCAGAGCCGACGAGACCACCGCUGUACACCUUCAGGGAGGAUAUCCCACUCAUCAACCAGUUAGCAGGCGUCCACCGGCUCCUCAAAGCUCCACACAAGCUUGAUGACUGUGCGCUCCAGCUCUCCCACAAUGGCACCUAUCUGGAUCUGGAGUCUUCUCUGGCUGAGCAAAGGGACGAGCUGGAGGGAUUUCAGCAGGACGACACAGGGUCCAGAGGGAAGAAGCACAGUGUUAUUUUACGGACCCAGCUGACCGUCCGUGUACACGCCUGCAUCGAAAGACUGUAUAACUCCAAUGGACGUGACUUAAGAAGGGCGCUGUUCUCUCUAAAGCAAAUUUUUCAGGAUGACAAAGAUCUGGUCCAUGAGUUUGUGAUGGCUGAAGGUCUGACAUGUCUCAUCAAGGUGGGAGCAGAAGCUGACCAGAACUACCAGAACUACAUAUUACGAGCCCUGGGGCAGAUUAUGCUGUAUGUAGACGGGAUGAACGGCGUCAUCGGUCACGCUGAGACAAUCCAGUGGCUGUACACUCUUGUUGGCUCAAAGUUCCGUCUGGUGGUGAAAACAACUCUGAAGCUGUUGCUGGUGUUUGUGGAGUACUCUGAGUCCAACGCUCCGCUGCUGAUAGAAGCCAUCACGUCUGUGGACAACAAGAGAGGCUGCAAGCCAUGGUCCAAUGCUAUGGAGAUCUUACAUGAGAAGGAUGGCGUGGACACAGAGCUGCUGGUCUAUGCCAUGACCCUCAUCAAUAAGACACUUGCAGCACUGCCAGACCAAGAUUCAUUCUAUGAUUUGGUGGACGGUUUGGAGGAACAGGGCAUGGAGACAGUAUCCCAAAGACACCUGGGGCGGAAAGGCACUGAUCUGGACUUGGUUGAGCAGCUUAACAUCUAUGAGAUGACCCUACGGCACGAAGACGGUGACGAUGACAGCCAACCUCCACCGAUGGGACGCCGGGACCGCAGACGAGCCAGCCUCGGGGGCGGGGACAAAAAGCGUGGCCUGGAGAGGAGGCGGAGCCGCAGAGCUUCACUUGGGCGAUCUGGUCACGCCUCCCCCUGCAGCCCUGCGUCCCCACAGAGAGCCGGCUUCAAGCCUUUCAGUGGACAGAGGGCUGAGGACAUGAGUGAGAGCCCGGCUCGACAACUUCCAUCCAUUGUUCAUAGAACAACCCUCCAGUCCAUCACCAUCACUUCCAGGAAGGAGAACAUAAAAGAGGAUGAGCAGAGGAACCCGACUGACCCACCUCCAGCAUCUACCGCCCACUCCCCCUCAACUCCCGCUUCCUCUCCUCCCAUCUCCUCCCCUCUCAGCCCCCAAGCCCAGCCCUCACUUCUGGCCAGCCUUCUGGCCAGGAAGAGGUCUACUGUCACCGUGCCGGCUACCAAAGAGGUCAGCCCACCAUUGCGUGGCAGCUCUCGUCCCUCCCCUGACCGCCUGCCCUACCUGCCCCACUCGCCUUUCCACCUCUUCUCCUACGACCUCGAUGAGGAGCCGUCGCCCCCGGCUCCGGUCAAACCCACUGAGGAGUCACCUAAAACGACGUCUCCCAGGAAUGGAGGUUUCACGUCCUACUCCUCUCUCAGCAGUCCGAGUACGCCCACCAGCUCCAGGCCUGCUCUGGGGGGUCUUCUGUCCUCCUCCUACAGACAACACCAGGAAUCUCUGGCAGCUGAGCGAGAGCGCCGCCGCGUGGAGAGAGAGGAGAGACUGCAGAGGAUAGAGAGAGAGGAGCGCAACAAGCACAGCCGCGGCUAUGUGGAUAAAAUGGAAGAGGCCAGGCUUGCGCGGGAGGAGAGGUAUAAGAACGUGGAGCGUCUGGCAGCAGAGGAGUACGAGAAGGAGCGUGUCCGGGUCUCGAGGACUCGCCCUGACCUCAACCUGACCUUUACACCCUCGGAGGCCUGGCCCUCGUCAUCACGCAGCAGCACCCCGUCCUCCUUCGCCUCCCAAGAGGACACAGAGGCUGACCUUGAAGCUGAGACCCCAGCCACCCCUUACACCCCCUCUGAGACUGGAGAGGCUGAUGACUCCAGUGCCAGCGUAGAAACAGAGGAGAAAGAGGCAGAAGCUACCGCUGAAGAGGAGGAAGAACAGAAGGAAGAGGAAGAGGUAGAAGUGGAAGUGCAUGAGGAAACAACCGCGGAAAAGGAGGUAGAAGUCGAGGAGCGCGCACAGGAACCGGAGAAAGAGAGAGAGGAGCCGGAGGAGGAGGACAGCGGCAUCCUGAGCGACAAGGAACGACAGAAUGAGGAAGUAAACGAGAAGGACAACUGCUCGGCCUCCAGCAUCUCCUCUGCCAGCAGCACUCUGGAGAGAGAGGAGAGGGGGAGCGCUGAGAAUGGCUUCAAGGAAGGAGAGGUGAAUGAGCCGUGCAGUAAACUCCUCAACAGCAAACUCUUCAUGCUGGACAUGCUGUACUCCCAGAACAAGAAGCCCAGUGAUGAGGAGGAGGAAGAGGAGGAUGCAGAGAAGGAGAAAGAGAGAGAAGAGGGGGAGGACAAAGAAACAAAGGAGGAUGCUGAGGGGCAGCUGGGCGAUGAUCAGGAGAGCGACAACAGGGAUGACAAAUCAGAGCUACAUGGGAGCAUCCGCCCGUUCGCUGAACGAUUUGGAAACUUGAUCAAGGACCUCACUUCACCCCACCCUCACCUGGAGGGCCCAGCCAACGAGCCUCCUCCCCCACCACCCAAGAAGGAAUCAGACACGAUCUGGGACCAGCUCCUGGCCAGCCCACGAGAGCUGCGCAUCGGGGACAUCAACUUCACCGACCUGACAGAGGAUGACGACAAGGACAUUCUGGACACCGUUUUCAUGGGAGGAUGCGGCGACCUCCCGCCCCCGCCUCCUCCACCACCCUGCUUCCCUCCACCCCCACCCAUGCUAGGCAGCUGCCCCCCACCGCCUCCCUUGAUUGGGAUUAUGAGGCCUCCACCUCCUCCUUCCUUUAAUUGUCCAAUUCCAGUGCCUCCUCCUCCAGAGCCGCCUCUAUUCAACAAGAAGAAGAAGACAAUCAGGCUCUUCUGGAGCGAGGUGCGUCCGACAGACUCUCAGUACAGGGACUACAAGCGGAGUGGAGACUCAUUCUGGUCCAAACUGGAAUCAGUAAAGUUGGACACGGCUAAACUGGAACACCUGUUUGAGUCGAAGUCGAAGGAAAUACCAGUUACAAAGAAAACAGCAGCAGACGGUAAGCGCCAGGAGAUCAUCGUGUUGGACUCCAAGAGGAGCAACGCCAUCAACAUCGGUCUGACGGUGCUGCCUCCUCCUCGCACUAUCAAGACGGCCAUCCUUAACUUUGAUGAGUAUGCGCUCAACAAAGAGGGCAUAGAGAAAAUCCUGACCAUGAUCCCCACAGAGGAAGAGAAGCAGAAGAUCCAGGAGGCUCAGCUGGCCAACCCCGACGUCCCGCUGGGCUCAGCAGAGCAGUUCCUCCUCACUCUAUCCUCCAUCAGCGAGCUCUCUGCCAGACUCCAGCUCUGGGCCUUCAAGAUGGACUAUGAGGCCACUGAGAAGGAAGUGGCAGAGCCGCUGCAGGAUCUGAAGGAGGGUAUGGAGCAGCUGGAGAAGAACAAAACUCUACGCUACAUCCUCUCCACGCUGCUCUCAAUGGGAAACUUCCUCAAUGGCACAAAUGCUAAAGGCUUCGAGUUGACGUAUCUGGAGAAGGUUCCAGAGGUGAAGGACACGGUGCAUAAACAGUCUCUGCUGCAUCACGCCUGCUCUGCGGUGGUGGAGAACUUCCCUCAGAGCACCGACCUCUACUCCGAGAUCGGAGCCAUCACACGUUCUGCAAAGGUGGAUUUCGACCAGCUGCAGGAAAACCUGUGUCAGAUGGAGCGCCGCUGCAAAGCCUCAUGGGACCACCUGAAGGUGAUCGCCAAGCAUGAGAUGAAGCCCCAGCUGAAGCAGAAGAUGUCUGACUUCCUCAAAGACUGCGCCGAGAGGAUCAUCAUCCUCAAGAUCGUUCACCGCAGGAUCAUCAACAGGUUCCAUUCAUUCCUGCUGUUCCUCGGUCACCCGGCCUACAGUGUGAGGGAGAUCAGCGUCCACAGGUUCAGUAAGAUCCUCAGCGAGUUUGCGCUGGAGUACCGAACCACCAGAGACCGCGUGCUGCAGCAGAAACAGAAAAGGGCCGACCACCGCGAGCGCAACAAGACCCGAGGAAAGAUGAUCAUUGACGUCAACGCUCCUUCUGAUGAUGAAGAGGAGAGUGAGCAGUGUGGUCGACGUGGCUCCAGUAGCAACAGCAGCGCCCCUAGUGGUAGCCAGGAGAGCGAACAGCCUCAGGGCCUGGGCCAUGCUGAGGAUGCUGCAGAGCACGAGCACAUGAAGGCUGUGCUGAGAACCAGCCUCAGCGGCGGAGACAAGGAGAGCAGCGGGGUGCCGGGGCUUCGGACACGGACCAGAUCACGGCCUGGACGAGGAGGUCGCACUAUGCAAGCACGGACACCACCUGUGGAGGACACUCAGAUCUGUGGAGACGACGCCGCAGACGAGAUCAUGGAGCGCAUCGUGAGGUCGGCCACUCAGGGUCCGGGAACCAGAGCUCAGCCAAGAGAGAGGAGGAGGUCCAGGGCAAACCGCAAGUCAUUGAGGCGGACUCUGAAGAACGGUCUGACACCGGAAGAAGCUCUUGCUUUGGGACUAACUGAUUCUCCAGACUCACAAAUGUGAUCCUCUGCCUCCUGUCUCUGUCCUCUUUGCUGUGGAAACACAGCGGCAAACAUCGAUGCGACGCCUCCGUCAGCUGCCUGCCUUCGUCACACUCGUUGUUGUACUCCAGCAGUUACAUGCCCCUUUAGGUUUUUGUCAGCUGCUAAUCUUGCCUGAUGUGUCUGAGUGAUGAAACUGCAGCCACCAUAGUGUUUUUAAUGCAGCAGAGAAAAAAAAUCCUCAGAAGAAAAAGUGGAAGUGAAGAUAGAGAUUGAUGUGUUCAACUUGGCAAGAAGGAAAAGAGAAUUUGAAUUCAGUGAUUCUGCCUCUACACUGAGCUGAAACGUUUUUUUAUUUAUAUAAACAUAUUUUAAACAUUGCGUUAGUUCAAAGGGAUAAUUUUUGCUUUUAACUUUCUGCAGCUGUGACUUCACCAUGUUUCAUUUAUUUAAGCUGUGAAUUUUGGUUGUAAAGACGAACGGGCUGAAGAGGAAGCUUGAUUUGUUCUCUUAUCCGGUUUCCAAAAAAUCCUGAAAAAACAAAGAGGCUUAAUGAGAAUCCAGUUUUGUUUCUGCAGCUGCACGUUCGACAAGUGGCCAUUGUGGCUGUGGAUCAGUGGGAAUAUGAAAGGUUUUGAUGUGUGCCUUUCAUUUAAAAGGGACAUUGCUGUACCUUUUCGCCAUCUCUUGCUAUUGCUUUAUUCACCUCCUACUUGUCAGAUGACUCACAAUUUCACAGGUGUAGUUAUAUCACGGGUGAGUGUUGACUACAAUUACCUUUUUUAUUUUGACAGAACUGUUCUCAAUAUUUAUUUGCUAAGCUCAGACAUCUUGCACCUUACUCAGCGUUAAUAGUCUGUUAUGCUGAAAUGAAUGACUGAUUCAAAACACAGAAAAAGGAAGUUUUAUCUCAGAGGAACUGUUUGUAAAGUGUAAAAAGACAAAAAGAUAAGGACUUUUUUAAAAUUUUAAUAAUCUAUUUGAAGGACAUGCAGAGAAUCCUGCAGAAAAAUGUGUAAAUGCCCUCGUCAGCUGCCAGAUACAGCGUGCAUGUUUAGUGCAGUUCAUGUUCUGUAUUAUUUUUGUAAUUUUCUGUAGAAACUUGUAUUAUAGUCUGAGAAAGAGGCUAUUCUGUGAAUUGUAAUUAAAGAUGAAAAAAAUGAAAGAUAUGGUCAGAGCUGAAAUAUGUGUUUUUAAAAUGUUGCUCCCUGCAGAGAGAGGGAGAGAGAGAGAGAGAGGGAGCAACAUUUGGACAUUUGCUUUGAACUUUGUGGUCACGUUGUACUUUGUAUGAACUUGAAACAGGUCGUGGAGCAGUCCCAGCUGAAGUGUGCGCUCCUCUCCCAGUCCAGCAAAAACUGGGAAACAUCACUGCAUAAAUAUCAUGUAGUGAGCUGAACAUAAAAACCAUGGUUACAGACACUUCCACUUGAAAUGCUGUGUAUACACAUUCUACAAUAAAAAGACAAAACCAUUGAGUGAAAAAGUG